This is a messenger RNA of Lingula anatina, 653 nucleotides long. RefSeq lists its product as uncharacterized. The record is from RefSeq and is a predicted model, not a curated record. Lineage: Eukaryota; Metazoa; Brachiopoda; Lingulata; Lingulida; Lingulidae.
AUGCUGCAGUUGGGUUCUUCAAAAGGACGGAGUGUGACUGUAACAGAUUUUCAAGUGAAAAUUGAAGACUCUGUGUCAGAUUUUGAUGGAGAUUCUCCCUGUCACGGUCCGGAUGCUGACAUCUUGUGCAGUGACCCACGUGGUCGGGCUGGCAGUUAUAUAGGUGGCGCCCCUGACGGCUGUGAGUGCACUAACGUGGUCAAGAACCUCUGUUCCAGAGCGUACACACAGACUAGGAACUGGAAAAGAGGGACUAAAGUAUGGGGCAAUUGCAACAGAAUCCAGCAAUUCACUGCUAUCGCAACGUUUCCCAGUGGUAGCUACAGUGGCCACGCUGCCAUAUUUGAUUCUUGCACUAGUAACGGGAUCAAGGUGUGGGACCAGUGGUGUGGCCGUGGGAAGAUGGACUCUAGAAUCAUACGAGUCGGUAAUAACUAUCACUACCCCAGCAACGCGGCGGAGGCUUUCUACACCAUUGAAGUCUGAUGUGCCUGGCUUUAAACGCAGCUACAGCUAGCGCAGUAGAAGACGGCGUUUCUUUUAGACUCAGACUUUCAAGAUGGAAUAAUGAAGAUUGAGAAAAACUGACAUCAAAUUGUUUGCUAUGACAAUAAAUGUUAAUUUUGAACGACAUACUUUUAAAUUCAACAGAA